CAGUGAAACACCUUGGCCCCGUUGCGCUGGCCGUAUGUGGAGAGUUUUUACACUGCUGGGCCUUCUCUGCGAUGCAGCAGGCGGGAAGAAGCCGGGUGCGGCGCUGAAGAAGAUCCCCGCCCGCAGCUUCACUAUGGGCGGGGACGAACUCUCGGGUGCCCCGGGCACCGUGCAGGUCUCGCUGCAGGAGUACAAGAUCGAUGAGACUCCGGUGACCAACGCUCACUUCCGGAAGUUUGUGAGAGCCACGAAGUACAGGACGGAUGCUGAGAAGUUUGGCUGGAGCUUCGUGAUCAACAGCUCGCUGAGCGAGGCGGCGCUGCUAGAAGCCGAGCGAGCAGUUCAGGAUGCUCCACAGUGGGUCGCAGUGGAGGGAGCAUGGUGGCGACAACCCGAGGGGAGUGAUUCCAAGCAGAGGGCCAACUGGGACGAGUUCCCGGCUGUGCACAUCAGCUGGACCGAUGCCAUUGCCUACUGCGAGUGGGCUGGCAAGAGGCUGCCGACGGAGGCAGAGUGGGAGAACGCGGCCAGAGGAAAGCGAAAGGAGUCCCUCUAUCCUUGGGACGAUGCUCGCCCGACUGCGAACGGCAGGUGGAUGAUGAACAUUUGGCAGGGCCCCUUCCCGCAGGAGGAUUUGGGAGAGGACGGCUAUCGUGGGCUCAGCCCUGUCAAGGCCUUCCCCGCGAACUCCUACGGGCUGUACUCCACUGUGGGGAACGUUUGGGAGUGGACGGCAGACCCUUUCCGAAGCAGGCAGAGCGAGGAGGAGCAGUGGACCCUGAAGGGCGGGUCCUUCAUCGACAGCGUUGAUGGGGAGUUCAACCACAAGGCCACGGUGGUGACCCGCAUGGGCAACACCGCGGACAGCGGCUCCUACAACACGGGCUUCCGAUGUGCGACCGGCAAGGGUGGCGGGGGACGGAAACGGCCUCCGGACCAGAAGAUGCUGCAGAAGCUUGCGGAGGAGGGCGGAGUGGAAGCGGUGCAGGAGUACCUGAAGAAGACCGGGUCCGACGCCUCCGUCAUGACCCCUGAGCAGCUGCAGAAACAUCGGGACAGGCUGAAGGAGUUGCAGAGCGAAGAGUUGUGAGCGAAAAAGAAGUGGACAGCGUCUCAAGCUCUCAAGUCCAUUAUUUAGGAGGUGCUAUUCGCUUCCGCCAGAAGUGCUGUGACGAGCAGGUGAUGCAACCGCGUUGCCAUUGCCAGGCCUAUAGCUGAAGAAGCUACGAUCC
Effrenium voratum is the source of this 1232-nucleotide messenger RNA. The record is from the annotation of a GenBank genome assembly. NCBI's taxonomy places the organism in Eukaryota, Dinophyceae, Suessiales, Symbiodiniaceae.